Molecule: messenger RNA, 5592 nt
Organism: Colletotrichum higginsianum IMI 349063
Lineage: Eukaryota; Fungi; Ascomycota; Sordariomycetes; Glomerellales; Glomerellaceae
Product: Vacuolar membrane protein
Exons: 9
Coding region: 1-5592 (1863 amino acids)
Biological process (GO): vacuole organization; intracellular protein transport; endosome organization
Cellular component (GO): endosome; HOPS complex
Molecular function (GO): protein-macromolecule adaptor activity; protein binding
Source: RefSeq, a predicted model, not a curated record
AUGUCCAUUAAGCCCCUGCCCGAGGACGUCAUCCGUCGCAUCAGGUCCUCCGCCACCGUCACCUCUCUCAACGGCGUUGUCUGCGCACUCGUUAAGAACGCCCUCGAUGCACACGCCACCAGGCUCAACAUUACCGUUGACUACUCCCGUGGGAACUGCGUUGUUGAGGAUGACGGUCUGGGAAUAUUGCCCCUCGAGUUUCGAGAGCCGGGCGGACUGGGCAAGCAGCACCACACAUCGAGACACUCGCCCGAACAUGAGUGCCACGGCGCCAACGGCAACUUUCUCGCCUCGGUCGCUGCCCUGUCUUUACUCACCAUCACUUCUCACCACCACCUGUACAACUCGCAAAACUCUCUCACCAUCCACAACUCAGUAGUCUUGGCCCGCAACACCCCAGCCCUGCCAGAACAGCGUCUGUUUACCUUUAGCCAUGGGACUCGCGUCACAGUUAGAGAUCUUUUCGGUUCCAUGGCUGUACGAGUCAAGCAGAGGGCUGUGGCUUCCGAGAAAGCCGCCGUGGACAAGGAAUGGGGCCGUUUGCUGCGCCAUGUCGCCGCCCUUUUGCUGGCUUGGCCUUCGGACGUGACCAUCUCCAUCCGAGACACCGUCAAGAACAACGAGACACGCUUCCGACCCAACACUCUAUCCAAGCUGGAAACGGUGACACGUUCUUCACGGAUUCUGUCCCAAUCGGGUCUCGUCGACGGCUUGGAUCAUGUGCUUUGGACACCCGUCGGCGCGUCGGUGGGAGAGUUGACCAUCGAGGGCUGUAUAUCGUUAAGUCCCGUGGCCAACCGGCAGGCUCAGUUCAUCAGCUUUGGCAUUCAUCCUGUGACUAACGAGCAUGGGACAAACGUCUUGUACCAAGAGGUCAACCGCGUCUUCAUCAACUCCGGUUUUGCAAUAGAGGAGGAAUCGGCCGUCUCUAGAGGUCCGCCCCUAGGGGUGCUUCCGACACUGAGACAGCCUUCGGACAGAAAUGCCCGGCCGAAGCGUGGCCUGGAUCGGUGGCCCAUGUUCUACUUCCGUAUCAGCUCUACUUCGCGGACCUGGCCGCUGUCGGGCGCCUCUUUCGAGGAUUUCCUUAAUGACCGAAACCGUACUCUUGCAGACAUCAUCGACCUGCUAAAGCUGGUUUGCUAUGAGUUCUUGAAGAAGCAUCGCUUCCGUCCACAUAGUGUCACCGCUUCCCUUCGUGGGUCUACCAGUCAUAAGCAGAGAGAUGAAGUCGAGACAGAGCUCCCAAGCAAGGAUGCUAAGCGGCCACAGACAGUCCCAUUGACGGCUAGUCGGUCCAACUCUACAACGCCCAUCUCGAGACCCGAGUCUCCUUUUGAUCUGUGGCAACGAGUGAAGGUCGGACGAGUUCUAGAAGAGAAAACGAAAUCAGGCGCAUCAACUCCCGUGUUCUCCCAUGCGAAUGCCACCACAUCUCUCAUGGCCAAGAGUCCUGGGCAGAUCGAGACGAUGCAGCCCAGCUUGCGCUUUCUUGACGACGCGGGUAAUCUACUGCGCAAACCUUUUGAGGACAUGUGCUCGGAUUCCCCGCCGAAGCAGGGAUCACAAGAGACCACUUGUAUACGCCCAAUGAUCACCACCGCCAAAAAAGAGCCGUGUUCACAUCCCGAAUCGCAUCCCGAACCUUUGAGCUUUACCAGGGACGAUGAAGGAGUCUCGCGUUUAGGCGAACCCCCCGAUGAAGCUCAAUUUUCGGGUACCAUUGACAUGGAGCCCGUUUCGACAUCCCAAUUCUUCAAAGCAAACAACUCUCAGUCGCGACAGCGGCCCAGUGAAUGGCUCAAAGGGUUGCUCUCUCAAUGGGAAAAUCCCGUCUUCCAACCUGUUGAACCUCCUGUACGUCGUUUGGAUGACGAAUGGCCAUAUCGAGCAGCAAUCCAAUCUCUCGAUAUGGAAGCCGGAUGCUCCCAUGGAACUCAUACUUCGAACAUCAAAUUGUCGGGGCGCAUCUCCAAAGCUGCCCUGGUGGGCGCGGAAGUUGUCUCUCAGGUUGAUCAUCAACACGCUGCCGAUGAAAGAUGUCGACUUGAGACUUUGAUGCGGGACUAUUUUCAUCCGGCAAAAGGGUCCAAGGAGGUGGUUGCACGAUCAGAAAUGCUCGAGAACCAUCUUCAAUUCGAGUUCUCGGCCAAGGAAUGCAAAUUGCUGCGCAAGUAUUCACAUCACAUACGCCGAUGGGGCAUCUUCUAUGAGGUUGAAGAGCCGGAGUCAGCUCAGUGGCGGCACAAAAGUAAACAGCUCCCCAAGGUGAACGUAACAAGUCUUCCGCCGAGCAUCGCAGAAAGGUGCCGAUUAGAGCCGAGGCUACUCGCCGAUCUGCUUCGGCAGGAGAUAUGGAGAGCAGAGGAGGAGGGCGUGCCGCCAGCUCGACCCGUUCCCCUCGCCAAUGGAGUUCUCAGUCGCGAAGUUGACUGGGUUUCCAACUUUCACGGCUGUCCUCAAGCAAUUCUCGAUUUGCUCAACUCGAGAUCUUGUCGCACAACGACAGGCAGCUCCAAGCUCCCCACAGCGGCGUCAUUGGAGCGCGAAGCACCCGACGUUCAUCAACAACCACCACAAUAUUGCUGCACGCUCCACCGCCGACUCUGCCCUUCCCACGACUCGCUGCCGCUAGGAGAUGUAGUCAUGGCCUUUCAGUGGAAGGCAUUCGACUUCUUCGACGUCAGCCAGGUCCGACUUGCCGAUGACGAGACCCGACUCUUCUUCGAGAGCAACGAGAUCGCCAGUGUCUGUUCGGGAUCGGACAGCCUGUUUCUUGGUAGCUACGAUGGAUACGUUCGCAUUGUUGGGUCGAGCUGGAAGGUGGUGAAGAGCUUCCAGGCUCACGAGGUUGGAACGAUCACCCACAUGCGCCAGAUUGAGGGGACGAGCUUGCUGGUUACGGUCGCGGAGGAUCUUAGUAGCGAACCGGUGCUGAAGAUCUGGGCCUUGGACAAGCUGGUAAAGAAGACGAACAUGCCUACAUGCCUGAGCACUUUGCAGAUCAGCAACGGCAAGAAGCAGUUUCCCAUCUCGGCUAUCGACGUCCUCGAUAAUCUUACCCAAGUAGCGGUCGGCUUCGCCAACGGCACCGUAACCCUGAUCCGAGGCGACUUAAUCAACGAUUUGGGAGCUAGACAAAGAACCGUUCAUGAGUCGGAGGAGCCCAUCACGGGUGUAGAGCUGAUGGCCGAUCCCCAGGGCCUCACUACCCUGUUCAUCUCAACAACAGCCCGGAUCUUGAAGUUAAGCAUCUCGAAGAGAGGCCACAGCUCCCCGCCAAAGACUGUCGAGGACAUGGGAUGCCACGUCGACUGCAUGACGGUUGACAAGAAGACGGGAGAUGUUGUCGUGGCUAGAGAAGAUGCAAUCUACACCUACACAUUGGAGGGCAGAGGAGCUCCACGCGCGUACGAGUCGGCAAAACGGUUGGUCUCGAUUUACCAGGACUACGUCGCCCUGAUAUGCCCGCCAUCAUCUUCGACUACCGAGAAGCCCACUGACACCAUGCGUCGUCGCUUUGGAGGCGGCGCCGCGGACGCGCUGUUCAACGCAUCCACAUUUGUUCUCCUUGAGCCAGAUCUGAGGGUCUUGGGACACACACAGUCUCUGAUUUCGCCGUUCAAGGCCAUUUUCCAGAUUUGGGGCGAUCUCUUCAUUCUCACACAAGAUGGAAAGGUCAGCCGGUUUCACGAGAAAUCAUUGCAACAGCGCCUCGAGAUGUUAUACCAGCGCAACAUGUUUCCCUUGGCCGUCGAGUUGGCGCAAAAGUCGGGCUUGGAUGCCACACAACAGAGUGGCAUCUUCCGGCGCUUCGGUGACUAUUUAUACCAGAAAGCAGAUUAUGAUGGGGCUAUGGUUCAGUAUAUCAAGGCGAUUGAUACGACAGAACCAUCGCAGGUUAUCAGAAAGUUUCUUGAUACUCAGCGGAUACAUAACCUCAUUCAGUACCUCGAACAACUACACGAGCACCGCAAGGCAACGUCUGAUCACACAACACUGCUCCUCAACUGCUAUGCCAAACUCAAAGACAUUGACAAGCUGGAGGCCUUUAUCAAGUCACCGGGUGACUUGAAGUUCGAUUUGGAGACCGCAAUCUCCAUGUGCAGGCAAGGGGGAUACUAUGAUCAAGCGGCCUAUCUUGCCAAGAAGCAUGGCGAGAUUGAUCUGGUAGUCGAUAUUCUCAUAGAGGAUUCAAAGGCAUAUGACGAGGCUCUUGAUUUUAUUUGGCAUCAAGACCCGGAAGUAGCAUUCCCUUGUCUCAAAAAGUAUGCCCGAGUCCUCAUUGAGAACUGCCCGAAAGAUGCGACAACAGUGUUUGUCGACUACUACACCGGCAAGUACCGGCCUAGACUGCAUCUAGUCCCAAUCGAGGACAACGGAGAGACUGUUGCUGGAGGCGGCAUGGUUGCCGGCGCAGCAAGCGCAGUACAGAACCUUUCCAACUUCCUGCCUUUACCCUACAUGAACACAUCAUCUCUGCAAAGCCCAUCAACACCAGGUAACGGUACCACGGCAAUUAAUGGCGAUGCUCAAAUCAUCAUGAACCCCGAGGACAUUCCCGCGCCAAAGUAUACGCCGCCACCUCCGAGGACGGCUUUCUCCUCAUUCAUAGACCACCCGGAUGAGUUUAUUGUCUUCCUAGAGGCGUGUCUGGAGGAGAAGGGCCUGAAGGAGAGUGACAAAACAGACCUGUAUACCACACUGUUUGAAAUGUAUCUUCACAAGUCGAACGAAAAGAAGGGGGAACAGCACCGGGAAGAGUGGGAGAACAAGGCCAAGAAACUCAUAGAGGGCGAGGACAUUCCCAUGGAGAGCUCCAAUGUCCUGCUCCUAUCUCACUUGUCCAACUUCAAGGACGGCACGACUCUAGUCAAGGAGCAAUCCGGCCUGCUGUUCGACAUCUUCCGGUCUUACACAUCAGCCAAGGAUACCCGCGGAGCUAUCAAGGCGCUGCGUAAAUACGGGCCUGAGGAGCCGCAAUUGUAUCCGGCGGCCCUCGCGUACCUCACCUCGGACCCGCGUAUCCUCGAGGAGGCUGGGUCAGAAGAGCUUUCUGCCGUUCUCAACAAGAUCGACAAGGACGGCCUCAUGGCGCCGCUGCAGGUCAUCCAGACGCUCGUCGGGCAGUCGGGCUCAUCGGGCGGCGUUGCGACCAUGGGCAUGAUCAAGCCAUACCUCCACGACACGAUCGAGCGCGAGCGCAAAGAGAUCGCGGCGAAUCGGCGGCGCAUCUCGGCGUUCCGCGUCGAAACGGAGCAGAAGCGGGCAGAACUCGCCGACCUCGGCUCCAAGCCGGCCGUGUUCCAGUCGACGCGUUGUGCCGUCUGCACGGCGCCGCUCGACCUGCCAGCAGUGCACUUCCUCUGCAAGCACAGCUUCCACCAGCGAUGCCUGCGCGCCGAGGGCGAGUGCCCGCAGUGCGCCAACGACAACGCAACGAUCCGCGCGCUGCGUAAGACGCAAAUCGAGACGGCGGGCAAACACGAGCUUUUCAAGGCCGAGCUGGAGCGCAGCGAGGACCGGUUCUCAACGAUUGCCGAGUGGUUCGGGCGUGGCGUCAUGGGGGCGCCCAACGCCGACACAACGUGA